This is a messenger RNA of Orbicella faveolata, 1281 nucleotides long. Its product is annotated as fibronectin type III domain-containing protein-like. NCBI's taxonomy places the organism in Eukaryota, Metazoa, Cnidaria, Anthozoa, Scleractinia, Merulinidae. Gene Ontology annotation, cellular component: plasma membrane; axon. The record is from RefSeq and is a predicted model, not a curated record. Gene Ontology annotation, molecular function: cell-cell adhesion mediator activity. Gene Ontology annotation, biological process: homophilic cell-cell adhesion; dendrite self-avoidance; axon guidance.
AGUUAUCCCGCAGCUAACGACAGACACUGUGACAAAUUUACUACCAACUCACGCAAAACACAUGAAAACAAGAAACAAAUGGAGAAGGUUUACAGACUGCAUAUUUCAGCUUGGUUAUUCAGCCUCAUGGCAGCUGUAGUCACAGCUACAAGCAAACAACCUCCAAUGAUCACAAAGUUUGCACAAAAGGAUUUGGUCAAACCAGAUGAUGUAACUACAAUGACUGGCUUUAAGCUUCCCUGCGAGGCAUCCGGGACAAACUUAACUUGGACCUGGAAACAUAAUGACAAAGAGAUCAUCUACUUUUAUGGUAUACCUUAUUCCCUCAGUGAAGACGGCACUUUGAUUGGACAAUUUUUAUCAUCAAAACAUGGAGGAACUUAUCAGUGUUUCGUGAAGGACGAAGAAACUGGUGUUGAAGUUUUCAGUAGAAAGCUUCAAGUUGCCGUAACAGUUGUUGGAAAUUUUAUCAACAAAAAAGAUGUGGUGGAAAAGGUCGAUCUUGGACAGUCUUUCCAAUUUCGAUGCCCUCAGCAUACAGCAGGGUUCGGUGCAUUUUACAACUGGUUACAAAAUAAAUGGGACACCCAUUUUUCACGAAAUGAACGCCGAGGGAUUUCACCAGAUGGUACACUCUUUAUCACAUAUGUUACCCAGGAGGAUAUUGAUGAUAUCGACGAGUCUGAAGGAAUCAAGUGUCGAAUGACUGCUGGGAAUUCUUAUCAGAAUUCUGGAACAUUGAAACUUGAGAAGAACAAUCCAGAACAGUCAGACCCCAACACUAACAUUUUGCCUAGCUGGGCAGAGGUUCCCGAAAAAGAACAAAUGGCCAUAGAAGGAAAAAGUAAAACCCUCUAUUGUAUGGCUUAUGGAAAACCGCCACCCACCAUAACUUGGAAGAAAAAUGGACGACAGAUUGUCUCUGGGCAGAAUUCCUUUGAGAUCCCAAGCCACUACCAUGGAAGACUUCUGACCAUCACUAAUGUGAGCAAGACAAUUCAUCAAGAUGUGUACACUUGUGAGGCUACAAAUUCUCUGAGUAAUGAUCAGCCGUUAAUUCGCACCAUCAACUUGGUAGUGAAAGGUAACUAGCUUUUGUUAUGCAUGUACUUGGGGCUCCUCUAAUACUUGAACGUUUACUUGACUUUCAACGUGAAGUAUUCGAAUGAUUUGCACUCGGAAAAAACGAGGCAUAAUAAACAGUACCUGUUUAAGUGCGGUCGAUAGCUUUUAUUGGAAUGGUCGUACUCGAAGGAUUCAUGCACAAACGAACAAUCUUGC